CACUGAAGCGCUGGAGGGAAGGCACACACAAGGCAGCAACGUGUGUUUGUUAUUUUCUCUCAUUCCCAGUCAGACAGGGAGAGGAGAGGUAGUACGCGUCCAGGUCUUUUUUCUCAGCCUGUCUCACCCUCUCUGAGCUGCAGCAUGGUCCCUUACAGUCCAGAUGUGAACAGAUAACUGUGAAGCCUCCCGUCUGCCUGCCUGCCUGCCUGCCUCCCUGCCUGUUUGUCUAUCCACCUGCCCUUCCUUGGAAACGAUGGGCUCCUGCAUCUCUAAAGAUCUCCACGGCGCCCCCCAACCAACAUCAGCCGAACUGCAGCAGCAGCAGCAGCAGCCUGGCACUGAGGACCAGGCCGUUUCAAAGGAGCAGACAGGAUUUUGCUGGGUCCCCUUAAAGAAAUGCUUCAAGCCUGCCGUGAACGGGAUUGGGCAGGAGAAGAAGCAGACCCCCGACGGAUUUGAAAUCGCAGAGUUGGCGACAUCAUCCCUGCUGGGUCUGGUGGCGACUAUCAAAGAGCGCAUCACCAAGCCGACGGCAAUGGCGCAGGGCCGCGUGGCCCACCUGAUUGAGUGGAAGGGCUGGAACAGCAAGCAGCAGGGCUGGGGGGCAGCGCCCCUUCAGGACGAGGAGCAGUACAGUGACCUGACGGACGAGCUCAAAGAGGCGCGUUUCGCCGCAGGCGUUGCUGAGCAGUUUGCCAUCGCCGAGGCGACCAUGAGUGCCUGGUCAUCGAUGGACGGUGAAGUCGAGCAAGAUGGAAAGCUCACCCAGGAUUCUGCUCUCUUUCCAGGUCUCGAUGCGGAGGGGGUCUAUCUCCAGCAACUGAGAAUGAAUGGCACCCAGAGGCUUUAUAGUAUCAAUCUGGACGGGGGUGAUGAGACAAGCCUGUACACCCAGGAACCCUCCCCGUCAGUCCCCUCCCUGCAGACCCAAUCUAUCAGGGACAUGCUCACAGGCAACCUGGAGAGACAGGGCCCCCUGCUGGUGGGGAGGAGCUCUGUCACAGGGCACCAUCCCCGAAGGAGCAGCUCCAUUCGACAUGCUGACAGCAGCUCCAUCUCCGAAGAUGAAGUCUUUUACAACUAGUCUAGAGGCUACGUCAAACCCAGCUGGAACAGCCUCAACUGUCUGUGAACUGGGCUCCAACCAAACACCCAGCACGGUCCUCAAGUCAUAUUAGAAACACUUUAGAAAUAGAAAUAAAUGAGAAAUCUUCUCGACCGUUUACACAAAGACAAAAAUAUCCUAUUUUUUUCUGUUUUUAUAUUCCCUAACCCUAACCUUAAGAAAUUAUUAUUUAACACUUAUUUAUGGGAAGACGAGAAAAUUGUAGAUCAUUAUCCGAAAUAAAUGGAAAACUGAUAUUGUUAUUUAAAAUGAAGAAAUAUCUAACAACCAUGGCAGAAUAUCGGAUAAUAUUGUUUGUUGCUCACAGCUGCAUCCGCCUUGACAGCAAGCCAGGGCCAGCAAAUUAACCCUUUAAACAUUCUUGUCCAUUCUUCACUGAUUUUAAAACCUCUAAUGACAGCAAUUAUGUAGCAAAAUAUCCUUUAAAACUGUGCUUGCAGAUCAAAUGGUCUAUCAAUUUAAUCUGGGGGGUGGCGUAUGUAACUGAAGGCGCCAAAACACGUUCUGUUCAGUCCGGGUGUUGGUAACUGGCUCCCAGACUUACCACAUUACUGCUGGGGGUUGGUCAACUGUGGAAAGUUGACGUUGUUUCUGGCAUUGACGAUAUGGCUUGCAACAAUCCAUUCGCUGUUUAUCGCCAAAGAAUCUGAUAGUGACCAAUCACAACAUCAGUAUGAAAGAGGUGUUCAGUGAACAGCCAAUCAGAGGGUCCCAGGAUGAAGGAGUUUUUAUCAUGACUGUUGACGACCAUUUUCGAAUGGGGGAAUACUGUUGCAGAGAGUUACGGCUGCAGAGUGUAUUGGAACAGAAACAUACAUUGGCAUGAAAUGUAUAGCCUGGGAAGACCCAAACUGACCAUACACGCUAAUUCCUUAUCCACCUUGUAUGACCCACGGUCCAUGAAAUAUGUCUAACUGCGAACAAAAACUGGAGUUUUUGGAUUCAAGCUAUUUGUACUUUUACAAAUAUUAGUGUGCCUAUUUGUCUUAGAGCGUCACCAGCAGCUUCCAAAGAGGAGGAGCCUUAGAACAAUGGAAACAAACUUGUUUGUCAACACAGCCUGCUAAUGUACCGCUCAGAGGUCUAAACUAUGGAAUAACAUAAUAAUUAGAUACCAGCGAUGUCUAUUGAAGGGUAAAAUUGAAUAUGAUUGUAGGGGCACUGAUGUUUCAAAUCCUAAUUGUAUGACUUGUAAUAUGUUUAUGCUGGCCGCCCACCUCUAAUCACAUUGAGGGUGGGUCCACAUUUAAAUGUAAAAGCUAACUCCCAUGGCCGAGUCGGAUAAAAAGUCCACUUUUCUGUCUGUGUUUACCUUGUAAAUGUUUACCGUUAAAUGAAGAUGUAAAGCAGCCCUCCUACAAUGUGCAGCAGUAUGUCUGUGAUUUGUAAUGUUGUGUUAUUUUUUAAU
Polyodon spathula (Mississippi paddlefish) is the source of this 2537-nucleotide messenger RNA. Its product is annotated as protein FAM131C-like. The record is from RefSeq and is a predicted model, not a curated record. The coding region runs from base 257 to 1087 and encodes 276 amino acids. The transcript is spliced from 7 exons. NCBI's taxonomy places the organism in Eukaryota, Metazoa, Chordata, Actinopteri, Acipenseriformes, Polyodontidae.